AUGUCCUCCCAGGUUACACCACCUCCACCACCGUCUAACCGCAAGCCCCGGUCCAAGGUCAAGUCGGGAUGUAAAACCUGCAAAGUCCGCAAGGUCAAGUGUGAUGAGGGUCGUCCUGCUUGUCGCAGAUGUCUCUCAACAGGCCGCGUGUGCGACGGCUACGGAAUCUGGGGUGGAGGAAACGCGCGCUACACCCAGAGACAAGGGGGCCUCUUUGAGUCCAAGACCAAGGAUGCACGCGUCCCUAUCUACCCGGCCGCGUCAAUAUCUCGCCCUAUCCAGCCAAGUCUCGCUCUGACUUUAAGCCCUCAGCAAAAGAUAUACUUUGACUGGUUCAAGUGUCGAACCGCGUCCAAGCUCCCGGGCACGUUCACGUCGAGUUUCUGGAACACCCUCGUCUUUCAGGCCGGGUCAUCCGAGCCCGCCGUCUUGAACGCCAUCCUCGCCUUGAGCUCCGUCCACAAAGGAGAUGCCAUCGGAGUAGGCCUACAAAAAAGCCGUCAAGAUGCUCUAAGAAAUGAGCAGGAACAGUUCACGCUGCAACAUUACGUCAAGGCAAUAAGUCACCUCCAACCACACUUCUCAACAAAGGACAGAACCUCUUGUCGCAUCGCUCUCAUCGCCUGUAUCGUUUUUGUUUGCAUGGAGUUUCUCCGAGGUCACUUCAAGACGGCACAGCUUCACCUCGCAAACGGACUCGAAAUCUUAGGACACUUGCAGGGACAGUCUGAUCCAAGCUCUGGCAUUCUCACUCUGAAACAAUGCCAUGAUCCAACAGAUGAUUGGAUUGUUGAAGCAUUCUCAAGACUACACAUUCAGGUAGAGCUCUUCAGAUACCUCUAUCAACACCCAUGCAUCAUCCUCCAACCAGCUUUUGACCCUCAAAGGACACCGACUAGUCAUAUCCGCUCACUCAGCGACGCCUGGAGGCAGAUGGAACCGAUUCUCAACAAUAUUUUUCAUCUCACACAACAAGCCCGCCAACAUCCCAUCACAACAAGAGAACACACAACUCAGCAGCUCAUAAAGGCAAAACUCGCUCAAUGGCUAAACAUGUUUGAAGCCUUCAACAAAACCCAGCCAUGUGAAGGAUCCGGCGAUCUAGAAAAGGCCUAUCAGGUCCUUCGCGUCAACCACACCAUGGCAACCAUCAUGGCAGAUACGUGUCUACACAGCGAUGAAUCCAUAUAUGACGUCUACACAGACCGGUUCCUCUUGUUGAUCACACAACUAACGAGAUUAUGGGUGGUAUCCGCAGAAACCGAGGAUUUCUCACUCAAUUGGGAUCUCAUGUACAUGCCCAGAUCCAUCAUCGACAUCGGCUGGAUCGCACCGCUCUACUUCACAGCCGUCAAGUGCCGCGUCCACCGCAUAAGGCUACAAGCAAUCAAACUCCUACCAUGCAGCGGUCACAGAGAAGGAAUCUGGGAUUCAACCAUAGCAGCCUGCGUCGCCAGAAAAGUCAUGGAGAUGGAGGAAGGUGACUUCUACCAAGGCCUCGAUCUGGGAGAUGACUUUUCCGUAGAGACUCUUCCGCGGCCGCAGGACUUGGCGUUGCCGUUGCUUCCAGAGUCACGCAGGUUGAACGAGGUUGAGCUGGAGCUGUCUGGUGCUCCGAUGGAUAGGAUACUGUUGUUCUGCAAGCAGCAGCAUGGUGUAAAGCGGAGGGUUCUUAUAUCGCAGUAUAGCGUUCUGUUGCAUUUAUGGGUAGAUACAUGA
This is a messenger RNA of Fusarium falciforme, 1719 nucleotides long. Its product is annotated as Zn(2)-C6 fungal-type domain-containing protein. Bases 1 to 1719 code for a protein of 572 amino acids. Gene Ontology annotation, molecular function: zinc ion binding; DNA-binding transcription factor activity, RNA polymerase II-specific. Lineage: Eukaryota; Fungi; Ascomycota; Sordariomycetes; Hypocreales; Nectriaceae. The transcript is spliced from 2 exons. The record is from RefSeq and is a predicted model, not a curated record. Gene Ontology annotation, biological process: regulation of DNA-templated transcription.